This is a messenger RNA of Danio aesculapii, 3613 nucleotides long. RefSeq names its product exostosin-1. Gene Ontology annotation, cellular component: membrane. NCBI's taxonomy places the organism in Eukaryota, Metazoa, Chordata, Actinopteri, Cypriniformes, Danionidae. The coding region runs from base 1062 to 3299 and encodes 745 amino acids. The transcript has 12 exons. Gene Ontology annotation, molecular function: glycosyltransferase activity. The record is from RefSeq and is a predicted model, not a curated record.
UCUCGCCUGGAUCGCAGCAUCACCAGACCCCACGCUUGCUGCUUCUGAAGGGAUUGUUUAUAUCAGGAAGGGAUGCGACAGAAGGUGUGUGCGCUUUCGCGGGCUCGUCCCGGUAAAGAUGCUCUGUCCAGCGGGCAGCAGCGGUAACUUUCACGCCAAGUGCCUUUCGGUGGGGAAUACUCGUUCAUUAAAAAGGCAUUAAUUUGAGAAUUUCACGAGAAAGCAAUUUUGGAUAGGCGCACGUGGUCCCAUCGGAUUAACUCCAAAAUCAAGCUUUGACUGACAACGAACUUCAAUUUAAAUCCAAGCAUUGGAUGGGACUGAAACCUGUGGUCCAGACCAGGUGGUUUAUUAAGAGCCUCCUGGAUGCUGUUAGACCACGAUGAUAAGUUUCGCGUUGGGUUUGGAGAGUUGUAAACGCGACAGGAUGUCUCAGGAACUCUUUGGUGGAUUUUGUUGUGGAACCUACACAUUUAUCCAAAGGGAUAACAGCUGGUAAUCCUCGUUUUUAAAGGAAAAGAUAUGUUUCUUAAUUCUGGAGAUAGCCUACCUGACGCGUUGGUUGAGUUCAUGAUGCGUCAACACUUGUGGACGGAGUGUGAUGUGAAGAAGACUCGGUGGAUUUACUGAAGUUGUGCGUUUGUCGAUUUAUGGAUUAUUAAGAGAUUUAAAUCAAGCAUGUAAAUAGACAACGAACAUCACAUUGCUUCGUCAGGGUAAUGGAUUCGGACCGCGUUCGUUUUUCUGUCAGUUUCACGCGUGAUCGCUAUAUUAUAAAGACUAAGGUCGAGAUCUUUUACGCGUGAAGACAGAGAUGGCUGGCAAUUACUUCUGCACAACUCCCGAUAAUGCACUGACUUGAUAGUGUUUUGAUUUGAAAGAUAAACUUUGGAAUUAUCGAAGGUCCUCUACUCAUCAAUAGACUAUUGACGCUUCAACAGGUGACUGAGUGUGCAGUAGGCUAUAUCAGAAUGCUCGUACUGGUAUGAAAGCUGGUCCUGUGGGUUUUCAGUUGACCCUCUGUGCUUCCUUCAUCUCCUGCCCUGCUUCUCACCGUCCACAUGCAGGCAAAGAAGCGAUACCUGCUGGUAUCAGUGGGCGCCUGUAGCCUGCUGCUCGCCUACCUGUGUGGCCUGCAGAUUGGUGAGUUCCACAGCCAAAACCGUGCAGAGCUUUAUGGAUUGUCGCAGGUGCCCAGCUUUUCACCUCGCUGGCCUGAAUGGGUAGAUCCCCCACUGCAGACCUACCUGGGUGAGGCCGAGCAGGAAGAAGAUGGACCUCUGCUUCUUCAUCAACACACAUCUCCUCGCGAGAGACGUGAAAUCCAGAAAAACAUCUACAAGAGCCGAAGAUGCCGCAUGGACACCUGCUUUGAUUUCCAGCGCUGUGAACGGGGGUUUAAAAUCUACGUUUAUCCACCUCAGAAAGGUGAAGUGCCCUCGGAAAGCUACCAGAAAAUUCUGGCCGCCAUCGAGGAGUCGGGGUUCUACACCACGGACCCUAACGAGGCCUGUUUGUUUGUUUUGAGCAUAGACACUUUAGACAGGGACCAGCUGUCUGCUCAAUAUGUGCAUAAUGUCCGAGCUCGAAUUCAAAGCCUCCCUUUGUGGUACGAAGGGAGGAACCAUCUGAUUUUUAACUUGUACUCUGGAACUUGGCCUGAUUAUACAGAGGAACUAGGAUUCGAUAUCGGACAAGCCAUGUUGGCUAAGGCCAGUACUGACAUGGACAACUUUAGACCACAUUUUGAUAUUUCCAUCCCUCUGUUUUCAAAAGACCAUCCACAGAAAGGAGGAGACAAAGGUUUUCUGAAUCUUAACAAUGUCCCCCCUUUACGGAAAUACUUGCUGGUCUUCAAGGGGAAAAGGUAUCUAACUGGCAUCGGCUCCGAAACCAGAAACGCGCUUUAUCACAUACAUAAUGGGGAUGAUAUCAUUUUAUUGACUACCUGCAAACAUGGGAAAGACUGGGAAAAACAUAAGGAUGCAAGGUGUGACCGAGACAAUGAAGAAUACACAAAGUUAGAUUAUCAGGAGCUGCUACAUAACUCCAGCUUCUGUCUCGUUCCUCGGGGCCGGAGACUUGGGUCUUUCCGCUUCCUCGAAGCCCUACAGGCAGCCUGUAUUCCUGUGCUGCUGAGUAAUGGAUGGGAGCUGCCCUUUUCAGAGGUCAUUGACUGGAGUAAAGCUGCCAUCAUUGGAGAUGAGCGAUUAUUGCUGCAGGUUCCAUCUAUCACCAGGUCUGUGGGCUCUGACAGGAUCCUGGCACUGCGGCAGCAGACACAGUUCCUGUGGGACGCCUACUUCUCCUCCGUCACCAAGAUAGUCUUAACCACAUUAGAGAUUAUCCAUGACCGGAUACGAACGCACAUGUCAAGGAGCAGACAGAUGUGGAACUCUCUGCCUGGAGGACUCUACGCACUUCCAGAGUUUUCCAGCGAUCUCUCCCUCUUCCCCUUCUACUACUCCACACUCGGUAAGAGUCCAUCUCAGGAGUUUACAGCCGUCAUUCAAGCGCUCACGCCUCUUCAGUCCCAGCAGCAGCCCAUAUUCAAGCUCAUCCAUGCAGUGGCCAAGUCCAAGUUCUGUGUGAAGAUUUUAGUGCUGUGGAACUGUGAGAAGCCUCCACCGCCCAGAAACAAGUGGCCCUCCAUCACAACGCCCUUCUCCAUCAUUGAGGGCAAGAGAAAGACAAUGAGUGGACGUUUUUACCCUCAUCAAGCAAUCAAAACGGAUGCAGUUCUCAGUCUGGACGAGGACUCGGUUCUGUCCACCAAUGAGGUGGAUUUUGCCUUUAUUGUUUGGCAAAGUUUUCCAGAUAGGAUCGUGGGCUACCCAGCGCGCAGUCACUACUGGGACAGUGUGAAGGGCAGAUGGGGUUAUACCUCCAAAUGGACCAAUGAGUAUUCAAUGGUGCUCACAGGAGCUGCAUUCUACCACAGGUAUUAUCAUCACCUGUACACACACUACCUGCCGAUGUCUCUGCUGUCAAUGGUGGACCAGCUGGCCAACUGUGAGGACAUCCUCAUCAAUUUCCUCAUCUCUGCAGUGACCAAACUCCCGCCAAUCAAAGUCACGCAGAAGAAGCAGUACAAGGAGACAAUGAUGCAGCAGGGCUCGAAGGCAUCUCGGUGGGCUGAUCCGGACCACUUUGCACAGCGUCAGUCCUGCAUGAACUCUUUCACGAGCUGGUUCGGCUUCAUGCCUCUCCUUCACUCUCAGCUGCGUCUGGAUCCCGUCCUCUUCAAGGACCAGGUCUCCAUCCUACGCAAGAAGUACAGAGACAUCGAGCGAUUGUGAGGGAUCUAAUCCCCACCACACGCUCCAGCGAACUCAUCUGAGUAUCUUGAAACAGCCCUGAAGUGUUCGAUUCGCCUGGACUCAUUAGAGAGCAGAUACAAAAAAACACAAUAUAUUCCAUCUACGGACUAAAUUAUAAUAAAAUAUGCAACACUGAAUGGUUUUAUCUGCAGCAGAAGGUUUUGCGUAUGAAUCACAUAUGAAUUUGUUGUUAUUGUCGGUGUUGUUGUUUUUAAGGGGCGCUGCACACAUCGAACAGGAGACAAACUGUUGAAGUGGAUGGAAAAACAGCUCAACAAGUCACCUAUGCCUGC